This is a messenger RNA of Pelmatolapia mariae (spotted tilapia), 872 nucleotides long. It is a transcript of the gene lyrm7, whose product is annotated as LYR motif containing 7. The record is from RefSeq and is a predicted model, not a curated record. NCBI's taxonomy places the organism in Eukaryota, Metazoa, Chordata, Actinopteri, Cichliformes, Cichlidae. Gene Ontology annotation, molecular function: protein folding chaperone. Gene Ontology annotation, biological process: mitochondrial respiratory chain complex III assembly. The transcript has 5 exons. The coding region runs from base 64 to 378 and encodes 104 amino acids. Gene Ontology annotation, cellular component: mitochondrial matrix.
CUCUGAUUGGGCUCUGACAUAUGUGACGUCUCCCUACGUCGGAAGUGAACACAAGAAGACAACAUGGGCACUCGUUUGAAGGUUCUGGGCGUUUUUAAAACGCUACACAGGACCAGGAUGGUUGUGUUCAAAGAUGAUGACAGAGCACUGACAGCUGCACGAUUAAAGAUCAAUGAGGAGUUUCGGAAAAACAAAAAUGAAACGUCAGAAGAGAACAUCCAGAAGCUGAUUAAAAUGGGCUCAGACGUGGACAUCGUCCUUCGACAGAGUGUGGUGCAAAUGGAACACGUAACAAAAAAUAAGCUGUUGCUUCGGCCCAGAAAGGACCUUCUGCUAGAAAACGUCCCCUAUUGUGACAAACCAAGGGAAAAGUCGUGACGAACCAUUUGAUAACUUCAUGAUCACCAGGAAAGAGACUAUAUAUCAUUUGUUGCCUUUUCAUCUUCAGUUUGGCUUUAUAGAAGGAGCAUUAAAAAAAUAAAAUAAAAUUAAAGAUCAUCUCCACACUUUUGAUUCAGCAAGGAUCUACUUCGUUCUGUUUCAAGGAAUCUGUAUUGGGAAAACUGGAUUGUGUCAUUUCAUGUACAGCAUGUUAUCAAAUGUAAUUGAAACAUUAUCUGCUGGCUUCUUCAUAUGAUUGAAUCAAACAAGGGGAAAUAUUAAUUUGCUGGUACUGUAAAAAAUUUUAACUGUUAUCUGAUUAACUACAAGUAUUUACAGAGUGUCCCAGACUUAAUUUGCUGUUACAACCACAGACAAAAAGAAUCAGCUCUGCUUUAAAGCCGCAAAAAGAAUUAUCUGUGAAAACCUUUGUAUAAAAACCUCUGUGUGAAAUAUAUCUCUAAUAAAGGGUACUGUAAUUUAAAACAUUG